GGCUGGCGGGUGUUUGCGUUGAAACGUGACCGUGGCCGGACCUUAAAGGGGAGGGAACAGAAGGAGACUGGAGUCCUUUAACAGGAGCGGGCUAGCGCCUGCCCCUUUAAAGGCGGGGCGUCCGGCGGACUGAAUCUGAGCCCCAGAUUACCCGGAGUUUCCGUCAGAGGGUGCUCCGAGAGGCUUCUAGGCUGAGUCCCGGCGCUCGGCGGCGGCGGCGGCGGCCGCAUCCCGGCUUCUCCUCCCCGGGCCGGAGACACCCACCUCCAGUCAUGCUGAGCGGAGUAUGGAAGCGGCUGACUACGAAGUGCUAUCCGUGCGAGAGCAGCUGUUCCACGAGCGGGUCCGCGAGUGCAUCAUCUCAGUACUUCUGUUUGCGGCACUCUACAUCCUCUGCCAUAUCUUCCUGACCCGCUUCAAGAAGCCUGCUGAGUUCACCACAGUAGAUGAUGAAGAUGCCAUAGUCAACAAGAUUGCGCUUGAGCUGUGCACCUUCACCCUUGCGGUUGCCUUGGGUGCUGUUCUGCUCCUGCCCUUCUCCAUCAUCAGCAACGAGGUGCUGCUCUCGCUGCCACGAAACUACUACAUCCAGUGGCUCAAUGGCUCUCUCAUCCAUGGCCUCUGGAACCUCGUUUUUCUCUUCUCUAACUUAUCCCUCAUCUUCCUCAUGCCUUUUGCAUACUUUUUCACUGAGUCUGAGGGCUUUGCUGGCUCCAGAAAGGGUGUCCUGGGCCGGGUCUACGAGACCGUGGUAAUGUUGGUGCUUCUCACUCUGCUGGUGCUGGGAAUGGUGUGGGUGGCAUCAGCCAUCGUGGACAAUAAGGCCAGCAGGGAGUCUCUUUAUGACUUGUGGGAGUACUACCUUCCCUAUCUCUACUCCUGCAUCUCCUUUCUUGGCGUCUUGCUGCUCCUGGUGUGCACUCCGCUAGGCCUUGCCCGCAUGUUCUCGGUCACUGGAAAGCUGCUGGUCAAGCCCCGGCUGCUGGAAGACCUGGAAGAACAGCUGUCUUGCUCAGCUUUUGAGGAGGCUGCUCUGACCCGAAGGAUCCGUAACCCCACCUCCUGCUGGCUGCCUUUAGACAUGGAGCUGUUGCACAGACAAGUCCGGGCCUUGCAGACGCAAAGGGUCCUGCUGGAGAAGCGGCGGAAGGCUUCAGCCUGGCAGCGCAACCUGGGCUACCCCCUGGCUAUGCUGUGCUUACUGCUGCUGACUGGCCUGUCUGUGCUCAUUGUUGCCAUCCACAUCCUGGAGCUGCUCAUCGAUGAUGCUGCCAUGCCCCGGGGCAUGCAGGACCCCUCCCUGGGCCAGGUCUCCUUUUCCAAGCUGGGCUCCUUCGGUGCCGUCAUCCAGGUUGUACUCAUCUUUUACCUGAUGGUGUCCUCAGUUGUGGGCUUCUACAGCUCUCCACUCUUCAGGAGACUGCUGCCCAGGUGGCAGGACACAGCCAUGACACAGAUAAUUGGGAACUGUGUCUGUCUCCUGGUCCUAAGCUCAGCACUUCCUGUCUUCUCGCGAACUCUAGGACUCACUCGCUUUGACCUGCUGGGUGACUUUGGACGCUUCGACUGGCUGGGCAGUUUCUACAUCGUGUUCCUCUACAACGCAGCCUUUGCCGGCCUCACAACACUCUGUCUGGUGAAAACUUUCACUGCAGCUGUGCGGGCGGAGCUGAUCCAGGCCUUUGGGCUGGAUAGGCUGCCACUGCCUGUCACUGGUUUCCCUCGGUCAUCAAGGAAGAGUUAGCACCAGUGACCUCUGUCUGGGGAAGGAAGGAGAAAGCUGGAUGCUGCCACCUGCUGCCCAGGCCUGGAGGGGAUCCCAGGGUGGUUGGACCUCGGGGCCUGGAAUCGGAAUGGGUGGCAGAGGGGAGCCGAGCCAUCCUCACCGUUGCAUAAUCUGAGCCAGAGUUUGGGACCAGGACUCUAUUUUCCAGACUAACUGUGGCCUCAGCACAGGGUAGGGCUGGGCGACCAGGUCUGGCUCUUGGUCCCAAAUCCAUCUACACAUCAACCUGCCUCACUGCUGUGUGGGCCCUGCCCAUGGCGUGUUUACAUGAUUUGCCGUGCAAUAGGG
Molecule: messenger RNA, 2074 nt
Organism: Octodon degus (degu)
Lineage: Eukaryota; Metazoa; Chordata; Mammalia; Rodentia; Octodontidae
Gene: Lmbr1l
Product: limb development membrane protein 1 like
Exons: 17
Coding region: 287-1744 (485 amino acids)
Biological process (GO): signal transduction; receptor-mediated endocytosis
Molecular function (GO): transmembrane signaling receptor activity
Source: RefSeq, a predicted model, not a curated record